Molecule: messenger RNA, 1675 nt
Organism: Nerophis lumbriciformis (worm pipefish)
Lineage: Eukaryota; Metazoa; Chordata; Actinopteri; Syngnathiformes; Syngnathidae
Product: zona pellucida sperm-binding protein 3-like
Biological process (GO): positive regulation of acrosome reaction; binding of sperm to zona pellucida; egg coat formation
Cellular component (GO): extracellular matrix
Molecular function (GO): acrosin binding
Source: RefSeq, a predicted model, not a curated record
AGGCUGGAAUCCAAUCAAGUCAUUAGGAGUGGGCGGAGUCUGAGGCAAAAUGGCAUAUCUUUCAUUUGAUUGAAAGAGAAAAGCAGUGGCGCUCCUCGAAUCAGCCUGGUGAUGGGGUUACAGGGUCUGGUUUUGUUUGGUUUUCUCUUGUCAGGUGUGAAUGUUUGCGUGGCUUUGCAAAGCCUCGACAUCAACGACACUCAAGUCCCAAACGUAAGCGUGCAGACAGGCACAGGGCCGCCCACGUUGCCGCAGACAACAGGUCAUCCGUUGAAAAGGAUGGCAAAGGGCGACCCGGAAGGCCGCCGGCUCUGGGUCCACCAGCUGAGGAGGCCUGUUGUGGAGGAGGAGCACGCGCAGAGUCCAGAGGCCACUGAGGUUCUGCAGACGGCGCUCCAAAAUGGCAUGUCCAACACCAUAAUACUAGGCCCAGAGCUCAACCCGCCCAUUGAGUCCCAUCCAAAGCUGGUGGUUGAUUCAGAACCGCGGGUGCCUGUGCCAGCUGACAGCGUGGCGGUGCACUGUGGCGAGGGAGAGGUCAUCAUUGAGGUCAAGCAGAACUUCUUGGGAAACGGUCAGCUGAUCCGUCCAAGUGACAUGACCUUAGGAGGCUGCGGCCUGCUGCACGUGGCGGACCACACGCUGCUCUUCCGGACAGAGCUGCAGGAAUGUGGCAGCACAAUGAAGAUGACAGAUGAGGCCCUCAUCUACACCUUCUCACUCGUCUACUCUCCAGCGCCCGUUGGCAGCACCUUCAUUUUUAAGACCAACCCCGCCGAGGUGCUAAUUGAAUGCCACUAUCCAAGGAGGCACUAUGUGAGCAGUGACGCCAUGGUACCUCAUUGGCAGCCGUUUGCCUCCAGCCUGUUAACAGAACGGCAGCUACACUUCUCCCUGCGGCUCAUGACAGAGGACUGGCAGUCGCCCACACCCACCAGCGUUUACUUGCAGGGUGACAUCAUGCACAUUGAGGCCUCCGUCCUCCAGGGCCACCACGUUCCACUGAGGGUCUUCGUGGACAGCUGUGUGGCCACCUUGGACCCCGACCCCAGUUCUCAACCGAGCUACACCGUUAUCGACAAUCACGGGUGUCUGACAGACUCUAAGCUGACGGGAGCCAAGUCCUACUUCAUGCAGAGAAGCCACGAGGAUAAACUCUCUUUCCAGCUGGAAGCCUUCAAGUUCCUCGGAGAUCACAGGAAUUCGAUCUACAUCACAUGCCAACUGAAGGCCACCACUCUCGCUACUCCUGUCGACUUGCAGCACAAAGCCUGUUCAUUCUUAACCGAAGCUAAAAGAUGGGUGGUGUCGGGUGGAGACAACAACGUGUGUAGUUGCUGUGACAGCGGCUGCAGCGAGCAGAGGCGGAAAAGGGGCGUUGCAGAAGAUGCUGGUGUUGUGCAGUGGAAGGGGACAGCUGCCGUGGGCCCCAUUCAAGUGGAAGAGAACACUCUAAGACGAGUGUCACCGCCAGAGUCCAACUCCUCACUUCAGGCUGGAGAAGCGGCACACGCAGCUACCUCCUCCCCAUCUUUAGUCAUGCUGUGCGUAGCGGGCACAGCACUGGCUGUGGUGCUGCUCGCCGUCAUGGGUGCUGCCGUUUGCAGCAGAGUGCGCAAACCCACAAGAAAGGUUUGCACCUGACUGAGGACAAUAAAAAUAUUUACGCUCACGA